GUUGGUGUUUUUGCCAACCCAUCCUCUCUCUAUUUCUGCCUCCAAACGUGAAGUUACACAGAGGCCUCAUUAUAUAAAAACCCAGUUAGUUCCAACCAUUGCAUUUCUUUGAAAACCUGCAAUACUUAUUCAUCGUAACUCAUAAGUUUAUUUUGGUAUUCGGAUAAUAACAGAACAAAAACAAACCCCUAUAAUUCAUAUUUUUUAAAGCAAACCUUUUUUCUUGAUCCUACCCUCUUUGUAGUUUGGUUCAGAAUUGUGUUAAUUAAGAAGCCCUUCUUUUUUCCACUUGUAAUUGCAAACCAUAAGUUGGAAGACAUGGCUUGUUUGGUUGCUCGGACGGGAAGGGAAUUGCAGAGGUACAACAUGGGCCGCCGACAGGUCGUAGGAUGCAUUCCUUAUAGAUACAAAAAUGGCCGUGAUGGUGCGAUCAGCGAUGAAUUGGAAGUGCUUGUGAUCACUUCACAGAAAGGCAAUGCAUUUAUGUUCCCUAAGGGUGGUUGGGAACUUGAUGAAUCCGUAGAAGAAGCUGCUUCACGGGAAUCACUAGAAGAAGCGGGUGUUGUGGGCAAUGUUGAGUGUGAAUUGGGAAAAUGGAGUUUCAUGAGCAAAAGCCAGGAGACAUACUAUGAAGGGUACAUGUUCCCCUUGUUUGUGAAGGAGCAACUGGAUCUAUGGCCCGAGAAGAACGUUCGGCGAAGAAUCUGGAUGAGUGCUGCGAAAGCUAGAGAAGCUUGUCAGCAUUGGUGGAUGAAGGAAGCCUUGGACAUUUUGGUUGAACGGCUUACCUCAGCACAGAAACAAGAGGAAGAAAAUGCACUGGCUUGCUCUUUAAGUUGAUUAAUUAUUAAAAAGUUUCCCAUGAUUUUGUACAUAGACACUGCUGAUCAGAAGCAGUUUCCAUAUACAGCCAGAAGAUUGGAUUGUAUAUAGAGCAAACCUCAGGCAGACAAAAAGUGUAAGAAAGGGAAAUUAGUUUUAGUUUUGUGUUGUCAUUAGGAUUUUUUAGUUAGCUCUCCUCACCUUCGGAUGAGAGAGCAGAUUGAUAUGUUAUAGAAGCAACUGUAGAAAAAGCCAGUUACUUGUCUCAUUCAUGUUAUCAAAAGUACUGCAAAUCUAGGAAUUGUUGUUGUCGAUUC
Molecule: messenger RNA, 1139 nt
Organism: Prunus dulcis (almond)
Lineage: Eukaryota; Viridiplantae; Streptophyta; Magnoliopsida; Rosales; Rosaceae
Product: nudix hydrolase 17, mitochondrial-like
Exons: 5
Coding region: 319-840 (173 amino acids)
Cellular component (GO): cytoplasm; nucleus
Molecular function (GO): pyrophosphatase activity
Source: RefSeq, a predicted model, not a curated record